UCACGUUAGUGAGAAAUAUCAAAUGAAAAAUAAUGACCAAGAUGAUGAUCAAGAUGAAAAUAGUGCUCAUAAUUAUAAAUAUGUAAAAAAAAGUGAAGGUAGUGCUGAUAAUAAUGAUGGUGGAGGAGGUGAUGGUGAAGGAGAAAAAGAAUUUACAAAAGGUGGUGAAGUUGAACAAAAUGAAGAUUAUUAUAAGAAGCAAGGAAACAAGGAAGAAAAGGCCUACAAGAUCUGGCACGAACAUGACAAAACCAAGAAAGGUUAUCACGACAAAGAACAGCAUAAUAAGGAGUACGAAGAAAAGGAUGGAGAAAAAAAAGAACACGGAGAAGAUGGCGAAUACUAUCAAGACCACUAUCAAGACGAGAAGGGUAAAAAGGAAGUAGAAUUUAAUGAAAAAGGCGAACACAAGAAAGGUCACAAUACCAAAGGCGAACAUUCGGUACACAAAAAGGAUGAGUACGAAAAAAAAACCGAAUUCUUUGAUGAGUUUCACGAAGAUGGCGACAGCGAGAAAGAUGGAGGAUAUUAUAACAAGCAUGAAGCUGAAAAAGGUGGUAAAAUGAAAUCCGGCCAUUAUGACGAAGCUUUCAAAGAAGAUAAGUAUGGAAACUCGAAAGAAUACAAAGAGAGUGAAUAUCAUGAUGAAGAGAAGGGCAAGGGCAGUAAGGAAGGCCAGGAAAGUCGCUAUGAUCACGAAAAGAAGUAUAAGGAAAAAAGUGCUCAUGAAAGUGGAAAGAAGUGGAUGAUGGACAGUGGCAACGGUGGUAAUGGAAAAGAUGAUGGUGACGGAGAUAGUGGUAAUGAAAAAGCUGGUGAUGAUCAUAAUCAUAGGCGCUAAUCAUAUAAAGAUCAUAGGCAAAUAGUUAACGCGAAGUGAUCAAUAGAAUAAAAUAUGAUUAUCGUGAUUCUCGAUAAAUUUGAAAUAUUUUCACGAACGAUCCACAUUUAUUUUUCUACGUUGAGUGAUAAAUUUUAUUAUUAUAUUUCUUUUUAAAUCA
Vespula pensylvanica (western yellowjacket) is the source of this 1001-nucleotide messenger RNA. RefSeq lists its product as uncharacterized. The coding region runs from base 23 to 841 and encodes 272 amino acids. NCBI's taxonomy places the organism in Eukaryota, Metazoa, Arthropoda, Insecta, Hymenoptera, Vespidae. The record is from RefSeq and is a predicted model, not a curated record. The transcript has 3 exons.